Mesocestoides corti is the source of this 1041-nucleotide messenger RNA. NCBI's taxonomy places the organism in Eukaryota, Metazoa, Platyhelminthes, Cestoda, Cyclophyllidea, Mesocestoididae. The record is from the annotation of a GenBank genome assembly.
AUGUCUUUUUUAAGACCCCGUCGUUUCUCUAGUAAUUUGGUUAGUGCUUCGGUGGUAGCUACCAAAGCGAUUGAUGUGACAUUUCCACCUGACAUCGUUAAUCGAUUACGUAGAUGGCAAGAUGCAAAAAAGGCCACCUUGAAGUUGCACGCUUCGCCUCGCAUUGAGCGUAUCAAAGUCGUAUACAAGGGCUCACCUAAGCCAGAAACUGACUUAAGUAUGGCGAAAGGCAUAUCGACGCCAUUUGACUGUGCAAGGCACCUGUCUCAAAUGUUGUGCGAUAGGAGCGUUAUUGCACUCGUAAAUGAUAUUCCGUUUGACAUGCAUCGCCCUCUUGUUGCAGAUGCAACACUUGAUUUCAUUCAUUUUAAGGACAUUUACCACAAUCCAACAGCAGCGAAUCUAGCAUUCUGGCGUUCGUGUCAGUUCAUCAUGGGGGCUGCUGUUGAAUCGGCCUUCAAGGAGAAAUUUCGCAUGCGUUUACUCUCCUUCCAUAAAACAUCCCUCGAAUCGGGCAGCUUCGUUGCGGACUUUCGAAUGGAAUUGCACUCAAAGAAUUCUUUGGAGGAAAUGGUCAACUGGCAGCCAACAGAACGUGAACUACGUUCCCUUUCUCAUGUUGGUCAACUCAUUGCUGCUAACUCGCAACCUUUUGAAUGUCUUGAUGCCAAAUCGCAGGAGAUCGGAAAUUUACUGCGGGAUGAUAAUCGAUUAGACCGCCUUAAUCGGGAAGCUGACUCGGGACAUAUCACCAUCUAUCGUAUUGGCAAUUACACCCAGGCUUGUGCCGAAGCUCCGUUGAUUUCCAAUUCGUCAUUAAUUGGCCGGUUCUCGGUGGUCUCGUUGCGGCUUUUAGGCCGCCUGGCACCAGGACAUGUACGGCCGAAUGACUCCCAUCACCAACUUGUCUACAGAGCCCAGGGAGUGUCAAUACCGACUGCUUUUCUCACACAUUUCACGACAUUUGACGUACUUAGGAGGAGGGCAAAGCAACCGAAUCCUGAAGUUGCUGGCAUCCCCGACUACGUUGAGCCCGUAUGA